Molecule: messenger RNA, 2586 nt
Organism: Wallemia mellicola CBS 633.66
Lineage: Eukaryota; Fungi; Basidiomycota; Wallemiomycetes; Wallemiales; Wallemiaceae
Product: acetylglutamate kinase ARG6
Exons: 5
Coding region: 1-2586 (861 amino acids)
Biological process (GO): L-arginine biosynthetic process
Cellular component (GO): mitochondrial matrix; mitochondrion; cytoplasm
Molecular function (GO): L-glutamate N-acetyltransferase activity, acting on acetyl-CoA as donor; protein dimerization activity; arginine binding
Source: RefSeq, a predicted model, not a curated record
AUGAUCCCAAGAACGAAAUUAGGAAUUAGACAGACGUCUGCAGCCAGGAGAGCGUUAUAUGGCGCAUCCAAGAGAACCUUUGCUCUCUCAAGCCGCUUGUGCACUCCUAAGCCAGAUCUCAGCCAUCGCGAUCAACUGUUGCACUUAUUGUCAAAUAUCAGCUCUAGACAGGAGAUUGAGCGCUAUUUGCGUGUUUUUAGCUCCACUACGAACAAAAACUUCGCAGUUAUCAAAGUUGGAGGCGCUAUAACCACAUCACCGGAUUUGAUUCACUCGCUUGCCGUUCUCCAUAAGCUUGGUCUCCACCCGAUCGUUCUUCACGGUGCUGGUCCACAGCUCAACCAGAAGUUGGAGGAUGCAGGUGUUAUCCCAGACUACAUCGAUGGUAUUAGAAUCACCGACGCAAAGACACUCCAAGUUGCUCGUGAGACUUUCUUGGAGGAGAACUUACGUAUGUGUGAUGAGUUGGAAAAGUUGGGCUCAAGAGCCCGCCCAAUUCCAGCAGGUGUAUUCACAGCCAGCUACCUUGAUAAAGACAAAUACGGCUUUGUUGGUAAAAUUGACAAGGUUAACAAGGAACCAAUUGAAGCGGCCAUCAAAGCAGGUUGCUUGCCUAUUUUGACUUCAAUCGCCGAGACUCCAGACGGUCAACUCUUGAACGUCAAUGCUGAUGUCGCAGCUGGUGAGCUCUCAAAGUCACUUGAACCGCUCAAGAUUGUAUACUUGAACGAAAAGGGUGGUCUUUUCCAUGGUGUUACCAACGAACUCAUCGAAACAAUCAACUUGGAUGAGGAAUACAGCGACCUCAUGAAAGAAGAAUGGGUUCGUUAUGGUACAAAGCUCAAAUUACGUGAAAUCAAGGAUCUUCUUGACCACCUUCCACGCUCAUCCUCAGUUGCAAUCAUUUCAGCUGAUCAACUCCAAAAGGAAUUGUUCACUGACUCAGGUGCAGGUACUUUGAUUAGAAGAGGUUACAAGCUUUUCAAGUCAUCAUCUAUUGAAGAGGUUGGUGUUGACAAGCUUCGUAAAGUCCUUGAAGAGCGUGAACCUGAAAUCAAGUCCGGUUUGAAGACUGCAUCUGAAUUCUUCUCCGAUUUGAAGCAACACCCAUACACGAUCUACGGUGAUGAACCACUCGACGUUGUUGCCAUCGUAUCUCACCCAGAAGGCGAAACACCAGUUUUGAGAGUCUUCUUACCAUCCACUAAUGGUGUAUUGAACAACGUAGUUGACAACAUCUGGUCACAAUUACGUAAGAACUACCGUAAAUUGUUCUGGGCUGCCCGUGCAGACGAUGAAUUACGUUCAUGGCACUUCGAGAAAGCUGAUGGUUCAUUCACACGUGCAGGCGGUUCAUUAUUCUGGUAUGGUGCUCAAUCAAUCUCUGAAGUUGAACAAACUGUAAAAGACUACGAAAAUAGAGGUCGUAUUGAAAGAUCAUUCUUACCUGUUGGUCCACCACCAGCUGGUCGUAGAACAUUCAUGACUUCUGCCAGACCAUCAGUUAGCAAAGCUGUCGCAAUGCAAAUUAGAGCAAGAAGAGGUUACGCAACUGAAGCACCAAAACCUAAGAAGGUUGCUCUCAUCGGUGCACGUGGAUACACUGGUCAAAACUUAGUAUCAUUGUUAAAUGCACACCCACACGUUGAGCUCGUCGCUGUUUCUUCACGUGAAUUGGCUGGUAAAUCCUUGCAAGGAUACGAUAAGGCAAACGUUCAAUAUGAAGCACUCGGUCCACAAGAAUGCGCAGAAAUGGAAAAGAGAGCAGACGUAGACGCUUUCAUCAUGGCCUUACCAAAUGGUGUUUGCAAGCCAUUCGUCGAUGCUAUCACCUCAGCAAGAGAUGAAAAGGAAGGCAAAGGUAGCGUUAUCGUUGAUUUAUCAGCUGAUAUGCGUUUUGAAAGCAAUUGGGUUUAUGGUUUACCUGAAUUAUACGGACGUGAGGAGAUUAAGCAAUCAACUCGUAUUUCAAACCCAGGUUGUUACGCUACCAACAGCCAGCUUUUACUCGCACCACUCCUUCCAUACCUCAAGCAAGGUAGCCAACCAACUGUCUUCGGUAUGAGUGGAUACUCAGGUGCUGGUACAAAGACAGGUGAGAAGGAUGCUAAUGGCAUUCCGGUUACAUUGCCAAAGAUCGAUGAUGUCGCACUUGGUGGUGCUUGCAAGCCAUACGCAUUAACUGACCACAUUCACGAACGUGAAGCUGGUUUCCACUUGUCUAGAUUGGGUGCUGGCGAAAUCAACAUCGCUUUCACUCCUGUCGUAGGACCUUGGUUCCAGGGUAUAGUUAGUGUCGCAUCCGUCCCGCUCGAAAGGGAUAUGAGAGCAUCGGAUGUGCGCAAAUUGUAUGAGGACAGAUACCAAAAUGAGAAACUCGUCAAGUUCGUUAAUGAAGUACCAACAAUUCCAGAUAUCUCAGGAAGACAUGGAUGGAUUGGUGGUGGUAUCCAAGUGCACUCAAAGGGAGAGAGAGUUGUCGUCGUUGGUGCACUUGACAAUCUCCUCAAAGGAGCUGCUACGCAGUGUAUGCAAAACUUAAACAUCGCAUUAGGAUUAGAUGAAUAUGCUUCAAUUCCAUUGUAA